This is a messenger RNA of Dunckerocampus dactyliophorus (ringed pipefish), 3131 nucleotides long. It is a transcript of the gene tal1, whose product is annotated as T-cell acute lymphocytic leukemia 1. Gene Ontology annotation, biological process: regulation of transcription by RNA polymerase II. NCBI's taxonomy places the organism in Eukaryota, Metazoa, Chordata, Actinopteri, Syngnathiformes, Syngnathidae. The transcript has 4 exons. Gene Ontology annotation, molecular function: protein dimerization activity; DNA-binding transcription factor activity, RNA polymerase II-specific; RNA polymerase II cis-regulatory region sequence-specific DNA binding. The record is from RefSeq and is a predicted model, not a curated record. The coding region runs from base 401 to 1510 and encodes 369 amino acids.
UUUCAUAAAUAAUGGCUUUAGGGGCUUAUCGGGAAUGAAGAGGCCGCCGCCGUGAGCUUAUCUCCCUCGGCCACAUUGCGGCCUGUGUUCCGCUCCCUCAGCGUGGGGAGCGAGCACUGCAUGCUGCGUGGAAUAACUCAGCUCCACACACGCACACAUACACACACGCACGCACACACACACACACAGAAAACACACUGGAAGUAGGAAAAAAAAAACGUCAGACAUGGAUGACCCACUCACAAAAUGGCUCCACUUACACGGUAGCAUCAACACCACCACUCCGACGUGAAUUGGUGUCGUUAGCAUGGCUCACAUCGUCACAUGAGUGAUGACGAAAUCGUCGUAUUUUGGACCGGACCUAUUGGAAUAGAAUUUAAAAAAGAAAAAAAGAAAGAAAAUGAUGGAAAAAAGGCAACCGGACCUUUGUCCUGGAAGUCCAGAUGCAGAGUCCGGUCCUGGAAAGCCUGAGGACUCCAUCAUCAUCACCAGACACAUGGAGGAGGAGGAGGAGGUGGUGAAGAGGAAGAAGAAGGAGGAGGAGGAGGGAGAGAGGGCCGAGGAGACGGAUGACGUCCCCCUGCAGAACUCGACUAACGGGACCGUCAUCAUCAUCAACGGCGUUGCCAAGGAAACUGCCUCUCACGACGACGCCCUUGACCUGAAAAGGGAAGUGCCGGUGAUCGAGCUCUCCAGGAGGGACGCUAUAAAGGCGCUGGAGCAGAGGGCUGAGAGCCAUUUGGUGCCCAUCACGGAACUUCGCAGACCUCCACCGCUGCCGCUGCCGCAGACACAACGAGACGACGCUCGAAUGGUCCAGCUGAGUCCAAACGCGUUCCCUGUCCCGGCCCGGGCCAUGCUCUACAACCUGGCGCAGCCUCUCGCCGCCAUCAACAGUCUUGGAGGGGAGUCUGAGCAGUACAGCAUGUACCCCAGCAACAGGGUAAAACGCCGCCCGGCGCCUUAUGAGGUUGAACUCGACGAGGCUGGACAGCCAAAGAUCGUCCGCCGUAUCUUCACAAACAGCCGGGAGCGUUGGCGGCAGCAGAACGUGAACGGAGCGUUUGCAGAGCUUCGUAAACUCAUCCCUACUCACCCUCCGGACAAGAAGCUGAGCAAGAACGAGAUCCUGCGCCUUGCCAUGAAGUACAUCAGCUUCCUCUCCAACCUCCUGGAGGACCAGGACGGAGGGCGCAAUGUUGGCGCCACAACUGAGGGGGAAACGGGGAUCAUCGUCGGGCCCCACGAGGGUGUCCCCCAGGGUGGACCGCGUCAAGACACUGUGGUAGGCUUGGCGAGGGAUGACGUGCUGGGGACAAUGUCACCUGGUUCGAGCUGCGGAAGCUUGCCCGACGGCGACGCCGAGGGCAGCCCAGAGAGCUUCAUGGAGGAUCAGGACUCGCCGCCAGCUCCGAGGACUCUACCGGCUUCACGGGGCCCUGCGCUGCAUCUUGCUGCUCGGGAUCUGAGGCGCAACGGACGCCUGCUCGAUGGCUCUGGUCGGCGAUGAUUCUGAUGCCAAAAGAGCAGGAACACAACGAGUAAGACUGAAAGUGAACAGCGGGACCGAAAAAGUGUGCAUUUGCCUAAAGCAUGGUUAACUUUGAGAGGUGGAACUGUGAGACAACAUAGACAACAUGGGCCUGUCAACCUACAGUACCGUCCUGUCUCCACACUUGACGCCACUGAUUGGGUUGAAUGAUGGUGAGAUUCAGUCCAAACAACUUGUAAAUUCUGCAUGUCUCUUGCUUUUGACCGGAGUAUAGAUUCGAACCUUUCUUUGUUUGGAAACAAGAGGAAAUGUCAGGGAAACAUAAUUGAAUGGAGCCCAAAUCCCUUGUCUAGAUAUAAAAAAAUGUUUAAAAAAAAACAACAAAAAAAUAAAAACAAAAAAAAACAUGUGCAAUCAAAGUAAAACCAAACAAUAAUGACACAAUAUUGUACAAAGUAAAGCAAGAUUUCUUGCACUAUUAAGGUUUUAACCACUGCUUAAGUGAUGAUAUUGGUUACAAUAAGGUAUAGCCAAUUAUUCAAAGGUGGCAUCAACUGAAAUUGCCUAAAAAUGUAAAAUAGCCUGUUCCCCUAGAAUUUAGUAGGAUUUCAUACGACUGGUUGUUUGUGCAUGUAGCGUGCACCGGCACCAUGAUGCUAAUGUUAACAUUUAAUGGGAUUUCCUCCCGAAAUGCUCCUGAGAACACACUCACACUCACCAGGAGUCCUAUCGUGCUCUUGCAGUGGUGUCUUGUAAAUAGCUUUAUAUUUUCCACCGAACAAUGUCAUGUGGUUUAAGAUGUACCUUAGUGUGUGUUUCUUAACAAGUUUAGGCCUCCUUGCAGAACUGCAGAGAGGAGUCGGGCGGAAAGCGAACGGCCGAGCGUCGUGCAUCAAAUGUUGGUACCAUUUAUUCCUGUUGCAUUUUCAAAAACGGGAAGAGAUGAUUUCGCUGCCUGAAGGUGAAUUGAUUUGCUUGGGGAGGUACAAGAACAUGCAGCGAUUGUCGAGGUGUACAAAAUAUGGGUCACGACAUUGACUCACGAAGUCAUUUGGACAUGAAUGUCUGUUUUGUUUUGUUUUUUUAAAAUUUUUUUUAGCAUAUGUAGUUUAGUAAGGUACACAAAUAAAUCCCUUCAUUGCUACGUUUAACACACAGUCACAGCAACACACGCACAGUGUUAAUAUCAUAACAACACCAGCAGUCUGACAGAGACAGUUCAAUAUUGCUCACUGUUGUUUAUUCUACCUUUUUUCAGCAGGACUUAGUAACCUAUAUUGGUACCUUUGGUGACUAUGGUAUUUUAUGAAUUGCGGUAAAAAGGGACAUUGUAUGUUUGGUAAUGGCAUAUUUGUUGUAUGAUAGAUGUAUCUAUAAAUAUAUCCAAUGUUGAAUCCAUGGAUUUUAUACGAAAACCUCUGAAUAAAAGAUGCAGACAAAAAUAACCUUGUUAUGUCCUCUCCAUCUUGACUUAUUACAUUGUACAAAAACUGGACACAAAUGUGUGCAUGCAGGGAUAUUACCCCCCCCCCCAAAAAUGCUGGAACAUUAUUGUUACAUCAUUCAUUAACCAAAGAGGAAAUAAACUACUCCUGAAGUCCAAGUCCAAAAAUUCAAGUAUUUUUUCUACUAAUUACAG